GCCCGCACCGAGGAGCGCUGUGGCCGCGGUGGUGGCCGAGCAGGCGGGGAUGGCGGCGGGGCUCGCUGCGCGCGCGGUGCCCGGGGCUGCCGGCCGGCGCCUGGGGCUGCUGCUGGCGCCGCUGCUGCUGGCCCCGCUGCUGGCGCGGCCCGCCGAGGCGCUGGUGGAGGGGCUGUACUGCGGCAGGCGCGACUGCUACGAGGUGCUGGGCGUCAGCCGCUCGGCCGGCAAGGCGGAGAUCGCGCGGGCCUACCGCCAGCUGGCCCGGCGCUACCACCCCGACCGCUAUCGGCCCGAGCCGGGCGACGGCCCCGGGGACGCGCCGCCGAGCGCCGAGGCUUUUCUGCUAGUGGCGACCGCCUACGAGACGCUCAAGGAUGAAGAGACACGGAAAGAUUAUGACUACAUGCUGGAUCACCCCGAGGAAUACUAUAGCCAUUACUACCACUACUACAGCAGGCGCCUGGCCCCCAAAGUGGAUGUUAGGGUGGUGAUUUUGGUCAGCGUGUGUGCCAUUUCAGUGUUUCAGUACUUCAGCUGGUGGAAUAGCUACAAUAAAGCCAUCAGCUACCUGGCCACAGUGCCCAAGUACCGCAUCCAGGCCACAGAGAUUGCCAAGGAGCAGGGGCUGCUCAAAAAAGCCAAAGAAAAGGGGAAAAGCAAGAAGUCCAAAGAAGAAAUCCGUGAUGAGGAGGAGAACAUCAUCAAGAACAUUAUAAAAAGUAAGAUAGACAUAAAGGGGGGCUAUCAGAAACCCCAAGUCCGUGACCUUCUCUUGUUUCAAGUCAUCCUGGCUCCUCUUCACCUGUGUUCAUACGUUGCCUGGUAUUGUCGAUGGAUCUAUAAUUUUAACAUCAAAGGCAAAGAAUAUGGGGAGGAAGAGAGACUCUACAUCAUACGGAAGUUUAUGAAGAUGUCCCAGUCUCAGUUUGACAGUCUGGAGGACCAUCAGAAAGAAACGUUUCUUAAGCGGGAGCUUUGGAUAAAGGAGAAUUAUGAGGUCUACAAGCAGGAACAAGAGGAAGAAUUAAAGAAAAAACUGGCAAAUGAUCCUCGGUGGAAGCGAUACCGUAGAUGGAUGAAGAAUGAAGGGCCCGGACGGUUGACAUUUGUGGAUGACUAAUGGAAAGCUGCUAUGCCAAACUUUGUGAUAUUGCUUUUAUAGCAAUUAUCUGAGAUGUAGCUGCUGCACUCAGCAGUAACUAAAGUUCACGACCAUAUGAUUAAACAGAAUAAUGUAAGAAUUUCAACUUUCCCUUAAAACUUUAUACAGAAGACAUUUAUGAUGGUUCAAUUUUUAUAAUCUAUUUGUGAAUUUUGUUAAAAAAAAACAUUUGACAUGGGGACUUAUUAGUUGCCAUUUAAAAUUUUUAUAUGUUUAGUUAAAUUUGACAUGAAAUUUAUUAGAUACCAUUUAAAACUUC
Molecule: messenger RNA, 1424 nt
Organism: Psammomys obesus (fat sand rat)
Lineage: Eukaryota; Metazoa; Chordata; Mammalia; Rodentia; Muridae
Gene: Dnajc25
Product: DnaJ heat shock protein family (Hsp40) member C25
Exons: 4
Coding region: 50-1123 (357 amino acids)
Biological process (GO): protein folding
Cellular component (GO): endoplasmic reticulum membrane
Source: RefSeq, a predicted model, not a curated record